Lindgomyces ingoldianus is the source of this 805-nucleotide messenger RNA. RefSeq lists its product as uncharacterized. The transcript has a single exon. The coding region runs from base 106 to 621 and encodes 171 amino acids. NCBI's taxonomy places the organism in Eukaryota, Fungi, Ascomycota, Dothideomycetes, Pleosporales, Lindgomycetaceae. The record is from RefSeq and is a predicted model, not a curated record.
AGCAAUACAGAGCGUGCCGGUUUUGUGAGUUGAAGGACAGAUUCGCGAAGCGCGGGCGCCCGAUGCAAACUGGUUGCAUUUUCGCGGCCCCCUAAGGCGUCAAAGAUGCGUAUGCAAAUUAGUCGUGCCCUCGACUGCUCGGCUUGCAAUCACAGCGCCAGGACCAGUGGUGGAAGUUGGAAACAAAAAAGCCGCGGGCACCCUAGCCUUUCGCUCAUCCACUCUGUCCAAGCAGCAAGGCCGGAAGGAAGGCUAACGAGUGGAGGCAGUGGAAUCUUGAUGAGAGUGGGUGAGUGCAGCGGCGCGGGUAUCGAUACGUGUUUCGCGGGCGGUCCUGCAGUGCAGAUUGCCUCAACUUGGAACCCGCACAAUCUGGCCUCAGAGGAAUUGCUCUUUAGCGUCGGCCUAGGCGCACUGCUGAUUCGCCGGAUGAGAGACUUGCGAGACUGGUCACGACUGACCAAGGCAUGCGAGCGGCGAAGUGCUCCUUUAUUGGGAUGCAAAAUAAUUUGUAAAAUGAGUAUUCCAACGAUCAGCACACAAAUGGCACUUCGCCCAAACCUCAGCCCGCAACAGUGUCGUGUUGGACAGGGCUCGGGCACAGAAUUAGAUGACGGUUAGGGGUAAGACAAUUAUUAGGCCAGCAACGAGCCAUGGCGGCACUCGCUAUUCGUAUCGAUCUUCUCAAACAGCUGGGAGAGAGGCACGAGUUGGGGUGCAUCUGCUUUUCGGAACGGUCUGUGUGAGGUCGCCAGCGAGGCUGUAAGCCGUCGGCCCAGCAGCAAAUCAAACACGGCAUGAGCGG